UUUGAAAACUUGAACUUUGAUUUUGAAGCAGAAAAAUCAAGAGAGAGAGAGUACACAACCGAGUUAUUUUAUCACCAGUCUUUCAGCUGAUAAUGACACGCAAUGGAGACGAGAUUCUCAAAAUUCGAUGGGGACACAAAAAAGGAGUAUUGGUUGGAGCCGACUGCUGCAGCUCUGGCCAAACUAGAGGAAAUCCAGUCUUCGGUAGAACGCAUGAAGCCAGCCAGUUCCUUCAAUGUUCAGUCGGUGUGGCAUCCUGCCAGUUCAACACCCCCUCCGGCUGCUCAAGCUGCUCCAAUGAGCUCCAAGCCAUCACCGUACACCGAGCUUGAGACAGAACCUCCACUUUCCACAGUCAGCAUCCAGAAAACAGCUUGGGGUAGCAAUAACUCCAUUCCGGAUCUUAUCAAGGCUCAGGGGGAGAGACAGAAACAGAAAGGCGCCCCCAGGAGGCCAUGGAGUGGAAGGAAAGUGCCUCAAAGCCCCACCCUCCAGAGAAGGGGGGCCCCUGCUGGGGGUGGGGAUGACUCAAAUAGGGAUACUUCAGGAGCUUUUAUAGCAGUGAAAGGAGCUAAGUCUGUCAUGUACGAUGCCAGCUCCAGACCUCCUAGUGGCCGCUCCCACCAAUCUUCAUCCUCAUCGUCAACCACAGUCCCACAUGUUUCACCUCAGGAUGUGUUUGAUAUGAUGGAAGCAGCAAACACUAUAAAACCUAAACAUGGGGAGAGUGGUAUGCAGGGAGAGGAUAAUGCGUUGGAGGAAUUCUUACGAAAUCAGCCAAAUGGACAUAAGCAUGAAUUAUCCAAGUUAUCAGCAGCCUAUGCCGAUGAAAGGAACAUUACCCCUCCUCCACCCCCUCCCUGUGCCUCUCCCGAUCUCGAGAAACUCAUCAACGGGGGCCUAGACGAGGAGGACAACUUCUAUGCUGAUGUGGAUGAAGAUGAAGAUAGCGCGCCGGUCAAAGUUGACAUAGAGAAGGAGAGAGAAAGGGAAGAGUUAUACAUUAAGCAGCCUACCCAUGUCCCUCCGCCCUUGCUGCGCAGACCUACCCCCGAGCCGUUGAAACUGUCCAUGACUAUACCUGAUGCUGAAGGGGAAGAGGAAUAUUCCACUGAUGAAGAUAGAUCAUCAGGUGCACCAUCUCCUCAGCUCUCUCCUGACAUUGAGGUCCAGAGUGUUACAAGCGAUGUAUCCACCCAACUAACGGCUCAAUACAUUACCUCUCAACAGAAUAGUCCAGUCCACACCCACCCUGUCACACCACAGGGACUGGAUUCUACCAUUACCCCAAAUAGGGUAGAUGAAUUUUAUAGUGAAGAGGUAGAUGUGGAUGUGCGUUCAUCUCGGAAAGGGAAACAGUCAGUGAAAUUUGUUGAAGAGAGGAACGUGACUUUUGAUAUCACACCUAGAGAUUGUGCAUCUUCUCAUAAACCUAGUCCCCCUUCUGUUAGUAAGGUCCAGAGACCACGGAGUGCUUUAAAGAAUACAGGUACCCGUAAGUCUAUUGUACAGAAAAAGAGACCUUCAUCUGCUGGUUCCAAAGGCAGCCAAGAAUCGGCAAACGAAAACUCAUAUUCUUUAAGGCGCUCGGAUCAUGGCUUUGGUGAAGAUCAUUCAAACAGAGAGCGCAUGGACGCACUAAACGUUACAAAUGAUGACAUAUUGGAUGCAAUAAACAAUAAUGGAAUAAGCCAGUUGCUUGAUAAUUUGAGCAAAUCGAGGAACAAACAAGAGGUAGAAACCAUGAUGUCAAAAUUGAGUGUCUCUGAAGCCCAGGAGGUGACUGGUGACUCGACCAAAGCAACGCGAGAAGUGCCACAGUCAGACAUUGUCCGAACUGUCCAGGUGUCCUCAUCGUCCUCAAAGACAAACUACUAUGAGAAGGCGAUACAGGCCAAGAAGAAGAGCAUGUACCAUCGGCAGAAUACACCCACCAGGACACUGACAACCAAGGUGAUUGAGUUUGGUGAUGAAGGGGUAUCCAUGGAAACCAAGGAAGUGUCUUACUUCCAAACACCGCCCUCACAGGUCAAAGUAUCGAGGCCUACAUCGUCCAGAGGUCCUCGCAGAGGAUGGGAAGAACCCGGUGGAUCAGAGGGUACCCACGUGAACAGGCCAACCAUGGAAAAGAAAUCUUUUAUUGAGCAGCAGAUUGCAAGGCCAACAUCACGGUUAGGAUCGUAUCAAGAUUUAGAUGACCCUGAUCCCCAAGAAUUAAACAAGACAUCCUCUGCAUUCGCAGCCUCACAGAGAGCCAGACCAAAGUCCGCUGUCUUCAAAGCUAAAGCUGAAGUGAGCCCUCACAAUUGCGCUAGAGGAAAGAGUCCAAACAGGGUUAAACCUCGUCCUCACUCUUCUUUUGUCAACUCAGACCCACCAAAGAAGCCUAUGAGACGAAGCUCAUCCCCAUCAGCACAGAUGUACAGCAAUUCUAACAAGGCUCUUGUUCCUACUGUCAGGAAAAGCAAAGCUGAAAUCCAGAGGAAUCGUGAGGCAGUAAGGGCACUGAAAGAUGGGUCUUUGAAGAAGACUAAGACAUAUGGAAAGCAAAUUGUAGCAGUGGAUGACAGGAUGCCUGUAGGCAGGACAUUGGCAGGAAAGGGACAGCAGAAUGAUGGCAAAGGAUCAGAUAGUGACAGUAUUGAUGAGUAUCCUAAGAGUAUGAGAGAGGAAGAAGUAUUUAAUUUACAUCGACACCUAACCAAAAGUGGAGUCAAGGUCACCUAUAAAGCAUUGAAAAAGGGUCUUGUUGCUCCAGAUGAGAAGAGUAUCAAUGAUUGCCUAGAGCAGUUGCCGAGCAAUGUCUCGCUCAAUUUGCUGAGUAAGCCCGAAGCCUGGCUUGGAGAAACGUAUAGGAAUUAUCAGAUAGCUGAGAAUGCAUUAAGGAGGGCAGAGACUCAGAUUGCCAUCCAAGAGGAGAGGGCUCGCAUGGAGGCUGAGAAACUAGAACAGUCCAUGAAGAAAGGCAAUGGCAAGAAGAAGAAAAAGAAGAAAGGGGGUAAGAUGAGGACCAAGUCCUCGGGCUCCACCAGAUCCACGUUAUCCUCGGCCAAGUCUCCCAGCUCUGCCAUCUCGCCAAGGUCAAAGGUCGCAGAGGGUGACAGGCCGAUAUCGGCAAUAUCUGCUUUGGGACUUGAUCCUGGUGAAAUUCUGAAUGGUGCUCUGUGAGUAUUUUGAUAGAAAGUAAUAGUGCGACAGUCCCAUUGCCAUUAAAGACAAUGAUACACCCGCAUAAGCAAUAAAAGUGUUUGAAUUAUGUAGUGAGUGAAAUUCUCAGACUCUUGAGGAAUAGUAGGUGCGUAAAAUAGGCAGACAAGUUUCAGUAAGUUAUAUUGUUAUUAUUGGAUUGAAGCACUUGUUAGUUGGCUGCAUCACUGACACUACCCACCUCAUCAUGCUUUCUUUGUCUAAUUACAUACCAUCAUCAUCCUUUUGAUCCAUGUACAUGUAUAAUCAUUAGUAACUGACAUUUGGGCUAAUUGAUGUGUGGGCUAGUCAUGACUUGGUCUACUGUCCAAUUUAUUACAGCUGAAAUGAAAAUUAAUCCAAGUACAUUGAAAAUUAAUCCAAGUACAAUGAAAUUAAUUCAAGUACAUUUAAAAUUAAUUCAGGUACAUUGAAAAUUAAUCCAAGUACGUUGAAAAUAUUCAAGCACAUUGAAAAUUAAUUCAAGUACAUUGAAAAUUAAUCCAAGUACAUUGAAGAAUAAUCCAAGUACAUUGAAAAUUAAUCCAAGUACAUUGAAGAAUAAUCCAAGUACAUUGAAAAUUAAUCCAAGUACAUUGAAAAUUAAUCCAAGUACAUUGGAGAUUAAUCCAAGUACAUUGAAAAUUAAUUCAAGUACAUUGAAUUAAACAGGAUGAGCAGAACUAGUUAUUAGAAAAAUAUUACAAGAUGGGACAUGACAAAUUGGGGUUCGUUUCUUAAAGCCUUAAAGUUAGGGUAACUUUUCCAUAAACCACCAUGAUAACCUUGCUUGCGAUAGCAUGCUGAUUCCUUGCUACCAUGGUAAUUAUUUCCAUGAUUGAUUUAAAUUCCGUUAUGACACAGGCUCCUAGUUGUAGAUGAAUUUUAAUCAUGUGAAGUUUAAACUUGAUAAUUGAGCCCAAUGAGAAUUAACCAAAUACUAAAUAUAAUAAUUAUACUUGCUUAUAUAGUGCCUAAUACUUACUUUGUCAGAAGUCUCUAAGCACUCUACAGUAUAUGCAGCAUAAUUACCCUGGCUUCAGCAGUGCAGCUGUUACGCGCGCUGCGUUUCAAGGAAUAAAUUCCUGCCAGGUACCCAUAUACCUCACCUGGGUUGAGUGCAGCACAUUGUGGAUAUGAAUAUGGAUGAUAAUGGCCUUUAAUCAUCCAAAUGAAAGGAUAUUAAAGCAGGUGGAGUAGUUAUGGUGGAUGAAAUCAGGGGAUGAAAGUGAAUCUUAGGCAAAAUUUAUAUCUUGCCACAGUGUUACAGUAUGGAUACACUGCCACCAGUGCUUUGAAAUCCAAACCAAAACUGAAAAUAUUAAACAACAACAACAGUAAAUCAUUGCGAUACAAGUAAGUAGCAAAGAACAAAAGUAAAUAAUUCCAGGAUAAUAUUCAUAAUACAUGCACUACUUUUAAUGGAACAUUAGUAACACCCAUGAGAAUAGAUGGAAAUGAAACGUGGUGACCUACUAAGAAGCUUAGCUUGUGGGCCAUAGGCCACCAGAAAGUAAUAAACUUACAUAAGCAAUCAUUUAAAACAUUAUAAAACAAGCAAACAAAAAAUUGGAGUAAAUAACCAAAGUAAAGAUAUACAUAUUUACAAAAGAUACACUAAAUAGUAACAAAAAUGUGAAAUGCAGAAUGCCAACAAAUUCUAUCAGACCUAAAGUAUAAUAAUCUGAAAUUCGAAAAGAGGAAAAAAUAAAGAAAAUAAGCAGAGCUCUAUUUUUGCAUAGAUAAUUGUGGGAAGAAUACAAUUUAUAAAGUUAGACAAGAUAUCACCAUAGGCAUUCAUUUUCUUCAGUAAAUCGAUCUUUAACUUGUUCCUAAAAACACUAAACACUAUAAGUCUGCCUGCGUGACUUUUGGCUGAUUAUAUGGGUCAUACUUGUUUUCAUUUGUCAAAGGAUUUAAUUGGUUGCCCCUUUGACGAUGUUGUGACAUAUUAUAUGACAUUGAAUUUUGUCCACAAAUAUGAUGUAGGGCUUAAAGCUUUGUCGCACAUGUCUGGAUGAGCUUUAAUUCUUAUACUUGCUGCAUCAGCAGUCGUUCCACCUGCAAGAAAGUUUCAAAGAUUAAUUUAAAACAAAAUUGAAAUUCAUUCUCUUGAGAGCAUUUCAUACGUACAUCCUUGUGAUUAACCAUAGCUGAAAUCGGUUUAUAGUGGCCUUAUUAAUUCCUGAAAUAUAUAUAAGUGAGGGGUUUAAUUUGCAAUUGCCGUGGCUUUUGAAAGAGUUUUUGAAUUAUUAAAAUGGUGGAGGAAAUUCAAUGGGGUUUUUAUUCAGAUUUCAGUCAAGGUUUUAUUAUAAGAUGAAAUUUGUAUAUCACAUAGGCUUUAAUAUACAUGUAUGACUCGUCUGAAUAUGAUGUGGAUUUAAUCUUAUACAGUGAUUAUCAAUAGCAAUAUUUUGUGUGAUUUUAUUAAAAUUUAAUUAGUGUGUGCUAAUUUUGAAAAUCCAUCCAGAUUUUUAUUAUCAUGUUUUUCACCUUGAAGAUGCUUUAUUACUGAAAUAAAUGUUUUGUGUCAAAAAUUACUAUGCAAAUUUGAAGAUACCAUAAGUGUAUCAUAUCUGUUAGAAUACAAUGUAUUUUUUUAGAAGAAUUAGUGCUUUCAGAUUUUCAAUGGAAACUCCUAUUGUUGAAGUUCCAUCUUACGUUGUACUGUGAGUUCACUUUAUUUUGCUGUGGAAAUAUAUUGAAAAAACAUUCCACUGCGAAGUUUGCUCUUUGGUUGCCUUUAGCUUUCGAAAUUUAUUACACAGGCACACAAAAAACACAGGUGAAAUUAGGAUAAUCAGUGUGUGAUACAUUUUCAUUAUUUUAUUAAUCAUAAAAUACAGCCUAAAAUUACAGAUAACUUUGCCUCAGUCAACUCUUUUGGUACCGCAGGAAUUUGUUCAACCUACCAUGAAGGAGAAAUUCUACCAAGAAAAUGAAUAUUGAUAUUAAAUACUGAACAAUGUCUUGCUUUAAUCUGAUCUAAAAAAAAAUUGACUUGGGCAAAUAUUCAACCAAUAGAAGUUUGACUUAUGCAAGGUUAUCUGUAUGACCAAAAGUCAACAAUAGCUGAAGUGUUAGGAUAAUUAGUGCAUAAUUUAUUCAUUUGAUUUCAAACACGCAAGCUAAAGCUUAAAAUUAUGUGAUUAGCUUGUAGAGAUAUUCAUUUAUAUUAAGAUAUUAUGAUUCAUAAACUUGUUGAUCUCGACUUUGUUUUGACUGCAUAAAAAGUGAACGAGAAAUUCCCAUAUAAUUCUAAUUGAAUAGAAGUGAAGAGUAACAUCUAAUGGCUUACAUGUAUGUUUUAGAAAUUAAUUAUAUUCUUUAAAUUAUAAUUAUGUUUAUUUGCUUGUAUUAUAUCAUCAAAUCAUGUGCAAAUCUUUUUUGUAUGAUAAUAAAUGUGAUCUAUAAGACUA
Molecule: messenger RNA, 6605 nt
Organism: Lytechinus variegatus (green sea urchin)
Lineage: Eukaryota; Metazoa; Echinodermata; Echinoidea; Temnopleuroida; Toxopneustidae
Exons: 16
Coding region: 103-3168 (1021 amino acids)
Source: RefSeq, a predicted model, not a curated record